CGACACUGGGCACCUCCGGCUCCGCAGCAGCCUGUCAGAGCUCCCCACCAUACGCAGCUACACCCCUUCACAGCGCCAAUACAGCCACAAUGCUUCUCCUCGAUUACCAGAAUGUGCUCAUUGAGUCCCUGCUGAAGGACCGCUUCUCUGGGGGAGCUCCCGCGAACAUCGACCAGGUCGUCUCCGACUUCGACGGCGUCACCUUUCACAUCUCGACGCCCGAAAGCAAGACCAAGAUCCUCGUAUCUCUGCAGAUCAAGUGCUUCUCGGAGCUGGUCCAGUACGGCGCUCAGGCCGUCCUCGAGCGCGAGUAUGGCCCGUACAUUGUGUCGCCCGAGUCGGGGUACGACUUCUCAGUGCUGGUAGACUUGGAAAACUUGCCGGAAGAAAAAGAGGACCGUGAUGAUCUUAUCAGGCGCAUUUCCCUCCUUAAGCGGAACGCUAUGGCUGCACCUUUCGAGCAAGCUUUCGACGAGUUUGCACAGCUGCAGGAGGAAGCUUCCAAGUACACAUCAGAAUCAGCGCCCCAGGGCAUGAAAGAGGGCGGUGAGGUCCGCGCUAUUCACUACCGUGAGGAGGAAGCGAUAUACAUCAAGGCCAGCUUCGACCGUGUUACAGUAAUUUUCUCCACAGUGUUCAGGGAAGAGACCGACAGGAUCUUCGGAAAGGUCUUCCUUCAGGAGUUUGUCGACGCCAGGCGGAGAGCUAUCCAAAACGCACCCCAAGUACUUUUCCGUAACGACCCACCUCUCGAGCUGCAGGGUAUCCCAGGAGUUGACACAUCUGGUUCUGCCGAUAUUGGCUACAUUACGUUUGUCCUUUUCCCUCGCCAUCUGACAGCUGCUCGACGAGCGGACGUCAUUUCUCACAUCCAGACCUUCCGCGACUACUUUCACUAUCACAUCAAGGCCUCCAAAGCGUUCAUUCACUCGAGGAUGCGUAAGAGGACUGCAGACUUCCUCCAGGUCCUCCGAAGAGCAAGGCCCGAGGCAGAAGAGAAGGAGCGCAAGACAGCGAGCGGACGAACAUUCAGGGUACAGGCAUAAAGCACAUGGCGAGACAAGUAGUUUGUCGAGAAGAAGACAAGACAAUGCCAAGCCAACACAGACAUAACGUGACAAGCCUUGCUUUGAGCUUGAAGUGACUUUGAAUUGAGACCCACACAACGUAUCAUUCUUUGAAGGUGUUUGUGGACCCCGAGGUUGAGGUAA
Boeremia exigua is the source of this 1211-nucleotide messenger RNA. RefSeq names its product actin-related protein-like protein 2/3 complex subunit 2. Lineage: Eukaryota; Fungi; Ascomycota; Dothideomycetes; Pleosporales; Didymellaceae. The coding region runs from base 90 to 1046 and encodes 318 amino acids. Gene Ontology annotation, molecular function: actin filament binding; structural constituent of cytoskeleton. The record is from RefSeq and is a predicted model, not a curated record. Gene Ontology annotation, cellular component: Arp2/3 protein complex; actin cytoskeleton. The transcript has 5 exons. Gene Ontology annotation, biological process: Arp2/3 complex-mediated actin nucleation; actin filament polymerization.